UGUAAAAAAAAAAAAAAAAAUACUGAUCACUUCCCCAAAGUAGUACAAUGUUACUAUGGUAACAUUGUACUACUUUGGUCAUAGUAAAAUAUGAAAAAUAAAUCUUUAAAAAACAGAGACUGCGGACACAGUACAGGGAUGACCAGAGACUGCGGACACAGUACAGGGAUGACCAGAGACUGCGGACACAGUACAGGGAUGACCAGAGACUGCGGACAGUACAGGGAUGACCAGAGACUGCGGACAGCACAGGGAUGACCAGAGACUGCGGACACAGUACAGGGAUGACCAGAGACUGCGG
Staurois parvus is the source of this 301-nucleotide messenger RNA. Lineage: Eukaryota; Metazoa; Chordata; Amphibia; Anura; Ranidae. The record is from the annotation of a GenBank genome assembly.